This is a messenger RNA of Strongyloides ratti, 855 nucleotides long. Its product is annotated as Domain of unknown function DB domain-containing protein. The coding region runs from base 1 to 855 and encodes 284 amino acids. Lineage: Eukaryota; Metazoa; Nematoda; Chromadorea; Rhabditida; Strongyloididae. The record is from RefSeq and is a predicted model, not a curated record. The transcript has 2 exons.
AUGAUUUUUUGUACUUUUUAUUUUUAUUAUAUUUUUGUUAUUGUGUCAUCAUUUGUAUUCUAUUUUUUUACUGUUGAAGGAUGUUUUCCUAUUGGUAUUGAUGCUCCUAAAAGUUUUUCAUCAAAUACUAUAAUAUCAAAUUAUCGUGCACAAUCAUCUGUUAUAGCUAAUUGUAAAAAACUUGGUUGUAUAGAUGGUUUUAAAUGUACUGAUUCCGGAAACUGUAUAUUAAAAUCUCUUACGAUAAAAACAUUUGAUGAUAAUAUUAAAACUGAUCUAGAUAACAACAUUAAUUCUUUUUCUGAUAUUUUAACACCAAUGAAUAAAAAAUUAGGAAAAGUAAUUAUUAAGUUGCCAGAUACAAUUAAAAAAGAAGAUAUUAUUGAAGAAAAUAUUAAAAAUAAUGAAAACAGUAUUAUAAAUGAUAUUUCAAUUGAAGUUACGACAAAAAAAAUUAAAACAUUUGAUAACUUAAUAAAUAGAAAUUAUAGACCAUCUUCACGAUUAACGGCUGAUUUUGUUUUUAAACAAUGUUGUAUUGAUAGAAAAAUUCCUGAUAAUUGUAAAAGAAAAUGUACUUAUAACAAUUAUACAAAAGAAACAAUAAUGCAAAUGUAUCUUGGAAGAGAUAGCUGUCCAAUAUCAUAUGCUAGAGAGUUACAUUUUUGUGCAGCACAAGGUACUGAUCAUACAGAAUGUUGUAAGAGGAAAGGAGUUAAUACUACACCUGCUGGUGAUAAAUGUCUUAUAUUUUGUGAUCAAAGGCCAGGAAGUGUAGCAAUGCUUGAUACAAAUCAUUUACAUUGUUACAUUCAAUUUGAAAAUAUUAAAAGUUGUUUUUCAGAAAAAAAUUAA